This is a messenger RNA of Marchantia polymorpha subsp. ruderalis, 3237 nucleotides long. NCBI's taxonomy places the organism in Eukaryota, Viridiplantae, Streptophyta, Marchantiopsida, Marchantiales, Marchantiaceae. The record is from the annotation of a GenBank genome assembly.
ACGAAUUUGGCUCGAUUGUGGACGAGAUCGGGGAAGAAGAGUGCCUCCACGGCAUCGGCACUUUGGACUUGGCUAUGAGUCCACGAGAGAAGCAUCAUACGGAGGAACUUGCUGAUCAUGAAUCGGAAUUGGCAAGGUCCAGAUCUCUCCAUCGCUCGGCAGUCUGCCAAAGCUUGUAAUUGCGCUUCUGAUGCCCGAGCACGUCGAGAUGGUUAGUCGGUCACAGGAGUCAGGAGGAUCGCCCGACGAGCUCGGUGGUUACAGGCUCAGAUGAAAAGCAUGACUCGAGGAAAAUCGGGAGUUGGUUUGGGUCGAAUCGAACACGAAUUUGGCCGGACCGAUGAAGCGAAGCCGAAGCCGAGGCCGUGCUCCGAGCCCAUGAAUAAGAUGGAGAAGGUGGGUGAGUUGUGCAGAAGCCCAAUGCGCCCUUGUGUCGGAGAGCGAGUGGCCUGAGAUUGUGAAUCCUGUCAUCCGUGCAGCGAUUGGCUUGCAGUUUGUCGUGCAGUUUGAUCUGCUCCCCUCCAUGUUCAGAGUCCAAAGCUUGCUCCUCAGGACUCCCCGAUGGAUGAGCCAGAGACUCUCGGACCGGUGUCGGGAUGUGGAGUCUCAGCUGCAGAAUUCUAGCUCGAGUGUCCGCCCUAAAUUUUGCCAGGCCUCCAAGGCAUCGCCGAAGGCGCACUCGGCUGGAUUCGCGGCUCAAGGAUUGCUGAAUGUGCGUGAAAGCAUUCGACGAUUGCAGGCGUCUGGUGGGCGAGGUUCUCACUCCUUCAAUAGCGCAAUGGAGGCCUCCAGUGCUGUACCUUCUGAGCUCGCGAAAGGGUUGUGGGAGAUGAGUCAAAAGGAAGCUUACUGUGCGCUCUACCAUCCGUUUGUUGUCUCCUUGGCCGCGGGCUCAUUGCCUCUGGAGUCAUUCGGGAACUACAUCGCUCAAGAUGUUUAUUAUCUAGCAGCUUUCGCGGAGGCUUACGGCUUGGCAAUCGACAACACGGACCAGCCAGAAGCCAAAGAUGUCCUUGGACGACUCCAGCGCCAUGUCCAGGAAGAGCUCGAUCAAGUCCAUAUCUCCGCAUUGCAGAGUUUCGGACUGGAGUUACCAGAUUCAGUUUUGCCGAAUGCUGCUACUGCAGAUUACACGAAUUUUCUGCUCGCUGUCGCUAAGGGAGAAUUUAAGGUUCCAGAGGGUCCUCGAGGAGGAGGCGAUGAUGGACUGGAGGGCAGCGAGAGCGAGUCGAAGAGGAAAAGAAAGCUGGCAGCGUACACAAUCGGGGCCUUGACUCCUUGCAUGCGUUUGUAUGCUUUUUUGGGACAAGAAAUAAUGAGGGCAUCCUCCUCUGGGCUUGGCUCGAACCCAUAUGCAAAGUGGGUUGAAACCUACGCAUCUGCUGAUUUCGAAAAUGCCAGUCGAGAAAGUGAGGAGCUACUGCAAAGUUUGGCCUCGCCCUUUUCCGGAGAGACGGAUCGGAAGAAUAUGAGAAGCCUAUAUGCCCGGGCCAUGGAGCUGGAAGUCGAUUUCUUUGCUGCACAACCUGUUUCCAGCAAGUCGAUUGUGCCACUGAUCAGAUCGGCCAGAGCUGCCAACACUUACUUUGUCCUUGUAUCUGACUUCGAUCUAACCUGCACAGUUGAGGAUUCCUGCCCAGUGCUGGCGCGAUCAGUGUUAUCUGCUGGUGACAAAGCAGAGGUGCCGCACCUGGAGGCUAAGUGGCAAGCUCUGGGAGACCAAUACUCGCUGGAACACAAGGAGCUGUUGGGUCUCCUGCUGCCUCCUCCUCAGCAACCGUCGAAGGAGUUCAAUCUGCAAGGCCUUCGUCAGGUUUUGCAUGAGUUGUCGGACUUCGAGCGCGAAGCCAAUGCCAGGGUUGUCGGGUCGGACUUUCUGGCAGGCCUGAGCAGGGAAGCAGUGAAACAAGCAGGCAGCAGAGUAGCCAUGCGUGAGGGGUGUAGACACCUAUUGACAAGGGUGGCCCUGGAGGGCAGGAGUCUGCGGCAGAAUUUGGAGUUCCACAUUCUGUCUGUCUGCUGGAGCCGAUCAUUCAUCGAAGGCACUUUAUCCAGUAACGCUCUGGAGUUUGCAAACAUCCAUUGUAACGAGCUGCAGUUUGAUGACCUGCAUGUCAGCGAUGGUAACAUCGACAGGAGGAUAGAAUCGGCUGUGGACAAGGAAAAGGUACUGGAGAAGAUUCUGAGUCAAGCUGAGCAAAACGCUAACCAGAAUCGAGACUCUCUUCUCAUUUACGUCGGAGACAGUGUGACGGAUCUCCUCUGUUUGCUGCGGGCAGACGUGGGGAUUGUCAUAGGUGAGAGCUCGAGCCUCGAAAGGAUGGCCGCAGCAUUUGGAAUUAAAAUGCUCCCUUUGUACACUGGUCUCCUGGAGAGGGAACAAAAAUCGAAUCAUGGUGACGGUGAGAACUCGAGGAGCUUCUGGCCGAAGAUGGACGGUGUCUUGUAUCGAGUUUCCUGUUGGAAUGAGUUGAAUGCCUUUUUGCUGGGCAGCUGAGGCCUCAUUACGGUGCGUAAUUCAUCGCACUUUCCUUGCAGCUAUCAGACCAGGGCUGCUCGGUAACCAGUUUCCUGCGUUGCCUACGCUUGAUCAUCCUCCUUCCUACAGGUUUAUCCCGACGUGCUGGAAAGAGAUGGAAUCGAAGCGCGAUAACCUCAGGCAAAGAAGUCUGUCGUAGAGUGCAGAGAGUUUGUUCCAGAUAUGGCAAAUAAAAGAAAACAAAAUUUCAGAUCUCAUCCCUGUUUCUGUCAAUAUCCUUGUGGCUGGCUUUGCUGCCCAAAAGCUUACCAAGUCACGUUGAGAAUCAGCCGAUUCGGUGGUUAAUAAGGAUGAAACUUCCACAUUCGUGACACGAGACUGUCUCGCAGCCGAGUUGCGUUGCCACCUUGAUAUUAGUAGACUCUCCUCGAGAUGAAAAGAUCUCAAGGUGUAUUUCCUGCAGCAUGAACUGUACUGGUAGAAAGGCGUCACUCAGAACAUUGAACGAGUUCAUGCUUAAACUGACCCUAUAGAGACUGAACCUGGAGGAUAUCCAGCGGGCAUAUAUUCAUCGUAUCGAACCCGUACAUACUUCGGUAUGCGGGCGACGACAAGGUUACAAAGCUCUCAGCUCAAAUGAAAUCGAAGAGUCCGAUGGCCAUUUUCAAUGAACAGGAAACAGUCCACUGAGAAGUUGUGGUUCACCUGAUUUUGCAAACUCUUGAUCUACUGUUCUUGGACUGGUUCAAUCUGCUUCG